This is a messenger RNA of Penicillium cataractarum, 1974 nucleotides long. RefSeq lists its product as uncharacterized. The transcript has 6 exons. The record is from RefSeq and is a predicted model, not a curated record. Gene Ontology annotation, molecular function: DNA-binding transcription factor activity, RNA polymerase II-specific; transcription cis-regulatory region binding; zinc ion binding. Gene Ontology annotation, cellular component: nucleus. Gene Ontology annotation, biological process: regulation of DNA-templated transcription. The coding region runs from base 1 to 1974 and encodes 657 amino acids. NCBI's taxonomy places the organism in Eukaryota, Fungi, Ascomycota, Eurotiomycetes, Eurotiales, Aspergillaceae.
AUGGAUAACACAAUCCCGAUCCACUCAUCCCGGCAGCGGAGGAAUGCGAUGCUGGCGUGCGAAAAAUGUCGUGUCCUCAAGGUGAAAUGUAUCCGGCCCGAGGAGGGACAGCCUUGUACCAAAUGUGCCAGAUCAAAUUCUCAUUGCGUAGUUCCCGAACCGAAACAUAGAGCUCGAGGUUCACAACGAGCGAAACCGCGGCUACUCGAUCUUGAGUCCAAGCUCACCGAUAUCAUCGGUCUUCUUUCACGCUCGAAUGCACCCCUUUUUGGAGUGGAAACCUCUGUGAAUGUGGAUUUUGGACUGUCUGCGAUUCCCGGAUAUCCUAGUGAUAAUUCACUCCGACCGACUGAAUGCAUGAGCGGAGAGCACCUAGCUAAUUUUGAAUUGAGUGAAGGUCCAGAGUCGGGCGGAGAACAGAAUACCACUGAAGAUGUUCUGGAACAUCCGUGGGACUCAUCUGCUGCUACAAGUGCCGCGUGGAUCACCGGUUUGGGACUCGGACCUGUCGUCCUCGAGAAUCUCUUGGACAGGUUCCGUGGCAUGGCAUCUUCUUUUCCAUUUGUGCGGGUCUCGAACGACUGUACUGCUGCAUCAAUGGCUAAAGAUCGACCCUUUCUACUGCUUGCAGCUGUUGCUGCUGCGUCCUCGAAGUAUUGUCACCUUCAGGAUGCUCUGAUCAGACGAUUCAAAGAGUCCCUGAGCGAGCGGGUAAUCAUGGCUGGCGAGAAGGACCUAGACCUGCUCCAGGGGUUACUUGUCCACCUUGCAUGGUUCCAUUUCCAUUUUGUUCCAGGAAGUCAACAAGCCUACCAGUACAUACAAAUCGCAAUCAGCAUGGUCAUUGACCUCUGCCUUGAUCAUGAAGUUACCGACCUACUCGAGCAGCGAAUCAAGCUUGGCGAUACAUAUAACCUGGAAGCGUGCCGGGCGUAUCUAGGUUGCUAUUACCUGUCUGGCAUAAUAGCAAUGGCUUCGGGGAAGCCCAACAAUCUUCCAUUCCGCAAGGAUAUGCUUAGAUGCGCGAUGACGCUGCAACAGCAACCAGAAUUCGAGACAGACCUCCUGAUAUACCCAGUGACGAAAGUUUUGCAGUUCACCGAAGAAGCCUGUGAAACUUACCGGCUGGAAGGUAUUCAUGGCCCCAGGUUGUACAUCCAUGCUGAACAAUUUACAGCGUGGUUAGAAGAAUGGUGGUCGUCCCUAUCGAUGGAUCUCCGCAACACGGUAUUGCUGAUCAACGGCUAUUAUGCUGCCAAAAUACGAAUUCAAGAAAUGGGCUUGGUAUAUUGCUACGGGCAGAGAAGACCGCCAUCCUUAAAGACGCAGGAAGAUUCCACAAUAUUGUCUGCACAUCCAAUGGUCAUCAACAACUUGAUUAAAUGCGUCAGCUCGGCAAAAGAAUACCUUGAUCUCUUUUGUGCUCUUCCAGCUGCAGAGCACAGGACCUUGCCAUUCUCCGCUUGGUAUCAGGUUAUUUUCACGGUAUUUGUUCUGUACAGAUUGUCCGUCGGGCUGCCAGAAGUGCAUCAGUGGGACGUAGAGAUUGCACGACAGACUGUGGAUCUACGAGAUUACAUUGAUACACUGCUGUCUCACUUGCAGUCAAUUGAGCCAUUGCAAGAUGCCCAGAUACCCACCCGGAGCCUUUUUACGAGACUUCCCGAGAUCAUAGGAAGUGUAAGGACUUCUUAUGCAUUGGCCAAAGAAAAUUCCGCAGAGGUUCGUGAUAGCCAUCGUGCUCAUUGCGAGCUUAUGUCUUCGAAUAACACAUCCUCAUCUGUUCGACCGUUACACCGCUGCCCUGGAAUGCGGUAUUCGCGCUGUCACGUCGCUCAGGCUCAGCAUCAACCCGCACUACAAAGUGCUAUUGCUACGGAAGUACAGAAUAUAGAAGAGGAGACGGUUUGGGCGGAUAUAUUGUUCAUGGAUACAUUUCCUAGCAUGACAGAUCCGUCGUCUAUCCAGGCUUGA